AUGGCAACGGCGGCGGCGCGGAAGGGGGAGGAGACGAGGGCGAUCCGGGUGCGGGCGCUGGACGGUCGGUCGACGACGGUGCGGCUCGCCGCGUCCUGCUCCGUCGACGACCUCAAGGCCGCCCUCCGCGCCUCCUCCUUCUUCUUCCUCCCCUCCGGGGACAGCAGCAGCUUCCACCUCUUCCUCAAGGGCGCCAAGCUCCUCCCCUCCGCCAUGAUUUCCCACCUCCCCCCGCUCGGCCCCGCCGACUUCGUCUCCCUUGUCCCCUGCUCUACAAGGAGUACCAGUAACAAGAAUAAUCCCUCUUCUAAUCCGCCGCCGCCAUUAAUCCCGUCCAACCGCCGCCGGGGCCGCCCCGCUGGUCCUAAUUCCUCGCCGUGGGCUGCCUUCGCCGCCGCUGGUGGCAAGAGAAGGAAGCAAUUUCACCACCACCCUUUCCACGCCGGCGCCGGAGACGAAGACGACAUAUACUCCCCGAAGAACAUCUCCAGGAAUAUAAAUACAAUCUCGUCGUGGAGCCAUUGCCGCAGCACGGAGAAGCUGGACCCGGCGGAGAUGGUCUCCCACCUGCGUUCCGGCCUGGGGAGCGCCGGCCAGAUGGUCCACGUCGAGGAGAUCCCAGGCCGGCCCGCCGUCUACAGCUCCGGCAGCCAGCUCCCGGCGCAGCUCUCCGACGCCACUAAGGCCGCCCUCCGCCGCAUCGGGGUCACCGGCCUCUACGCGCACCAAGCCCUCGCCCAGGACCAGCUCAAGACGUUCCUCCAGAUGAUGACCGGCGGCGAGCUGGGCUUGGGCCCCGACGCCGUGGCGAUCUACGACGGCGACACGCCGGUGGAGGAGCGGGCGAGGAUCAGGGUGAAGGCCAGGGUGCUGGUGACCAACCCGGACAUGCUCCACGUGUCCAUCCUCCCCUGCCACGCCCACUUCCGGCGCUUCCUCUCUGGCCUCCGCCACGUCGUCGUCGACGAGGCGCACGCCUACCGCGGCGCCUUCGGCUGCCACGUCUCCCUCGUGCUCCGCCGCCUCCGCCGCCUCUGCGCCCACCUGUACGGCGGAUCGCCGCCCACGUUCGUGUUCUGCACCGCCACGCUGGCCAACCCGCGGGAGCACGCCAUGGCUCUGGCCGGGCUCGAGGAAGGCGAGAUCGAGCUCGUCGACGCCGACGCCAGCCCCCGCGCCGCCAAGCGCUUCGUGCUCUGGAACUCGGCCAGGUCAUCUUCUUCGUCUCCGGUGACCGACGUGGCUCGACUGUUGGCGGAGAUGGUGCAGCACGGGCUCCGGUGCAUCGCCUUCUGCAAGACCCGGAAGCUCUGCGAGCAGGUGCUGGCCCAGGCCCGUGGCCUUCUAGAGGAGGCCUCUCCGGCAUCGCCGGAGCUGGCGAGCUCCGUCGCCGUCUACCGCGGCGGGUACGUCGCCGCCGACCGGCGCCGGAUCGAGGAGGGCCUCUUCUCCGGGAAGCUCCUCGGCGUGGCGGCCACGAACGCGCUGGAGCUGGGCAUCGACGUGGGCCACAUUGAUGCUACGCUGCACCUUGGUUUCCCGGGGAGCAUGGCCAGCCUGUGGCAGCAGGCGGGGAGGGCCGGCCGGCGAGCCGCCAGGGAGUCCGUGGCCGUCUAUGUGGCCUUCGACUGCGCGCUCGACCAGUACUUCAUGAACUUCCCCCAAAAACUCUUCGGGAAACCAAUCGAGCACUGCCACGUGGACGCCCGGAACCCCAAGGUGCUCCGGCAGCACCUUGCGUGUGCCGCUGCCGAGAGCCUGCUUCGGCCGGACCUCGACAAGCGCUACUUCGGCGCCGCCGCCUUGGACGCCGCCAUGACCGUCUUGCGAGACAGAGGUCACCUUGCCAUGACCAACAACAACAACUCGUCACCGGCAAUGUGGCGGUACUCCGGGCCGGUGGGUAGGAGGCCGGCGUCGGCGGUGAGCAUCCGGGCCGUGGAGCACGACAAGUUCACGGUGAUGCAGACAGUGGGGCGGCGCGUCAUGGAGGAGAUCGAGGAGAGCAAGGCCUUCUUCCAGGUGUACGAUGGCGCCGUGUACAUGCACCAAGGGGACACCUACUUGGUGGAGAGGCUCGAUCUCACGUCCAAGACGGCAUACUGCCGGACAGCCUACGGUCUGAGCUACCACACCAAGCCCGAGGACUACACCGACAUCGUCAUCGCCGCCACUGGAGACGACGACGACGACGAUGAUCAUGCUUGUUCGACAAGAGGUGUUCGUGCAGACACGUGCACGGUGACGACGAGAUGGGUCGGGUACCGUCGGAUCUACAAAUCGACGAACCAAGUGUCUGAGGUCAUCCCGCUCGACCUGCCGUCCUUCUCCUUCGACACCCAAGCCGUCUGGGCGCCGAUCCCCGAGACGGUCAAGGCAGCCGUGGAGCAAAGAAGCAAUAAUCCACGGUUCCGUACCGGGGUGCACGGCGCGUCGCACGCCAUACUCGGCAUCCUACCCCUCCACAUGAUGUGCAGCUCCUCCGAUCUCGGCACCGAGUGCGGGUGCACCGCCGACACUCGUCAGGAGGAGACGCGCGGUGGUGACGCCGUCAGCACUGACAGGAUCCUGCUCUAUGACAAGCACCCCGGCGGCAUCGGGCUGGCGGCGCAGGCCAGGGCGCUCUUCGGCGACCUCCUGGCCGCUGCCCUGGAGCUCGUCUGGGCGUGCGGGUGCGGCAACUUGGAUGGCUGCCCGAACUGCGUCCAGUCCUUCGCGUGCCGCGAGCACAAUAAGGAUCUGGAUAAGGAGGCUGCUGUUUUGGUCCUCAAAGGGUUGAUUCAGUGGUAUUCUGAAUCCUAGUUUGUAGCUAGUGCUAAUUGAGAUGACUAUUGUGGAAUUCAAACCAGAGUCUGAAUGAAGAACUACUUAGUUAUCAUGUAGACAGCAAGUUGCAACCAAUAAAAUUAAUUUUGCGUAUCCUGUUCUGUUUUGAUUGAUCAACAAAUCAUUU
Brachypodium distachyon (stiff brome) is the source of this 2953-nucleotide messenger RNA. RefSeq lists its product as uncharacterized. The coding region runs from base 1 to 2802 and encodes 933 amino acids. Gene Ontology annotation, molecular function: nucleic acid binding; ATP binding. NCBI's taxonomy places the organism in Eukaryota, Viridiplantae, Streptophyta, Magnoliopsida, Poales, Poaceae. The record is from RefSeq and is a predicted model, not a curated record. The transcript has 2 exons.